Messenger RNA from Theobroma cacao (cacao), 705 nucleotides. The record is from RefSeq and is a predicted model, not a curated record. NCBI's taxonomy places the organism in Eukaryota, Viridiplantae, Streptophyta, Magnoliopsida, Malvales, Malvaceae.
AUGGUGGAAAAGUUGAAACUUCAAACUGAAGUACAUCCUCAUCCUUACAAGUUACAAUGGCUGAGAAAAGGAAACAAAGUUAAGGUAACAAAGCGCUGUUGUGUUCAAUUCUCUAUUAGAAAUAAGUAUGAAGACGAAGUCUGGUGUGAUGUUAUUCCAAUGGACGCAUGCCACUUGUUGUUAGGACGCCCAUGGCAAUAUGAUCGUCGAGCUCACCAUGAUGGAUACAAAAAUACUUAUUCCUUCAUUAAGGAUGGAGCAAAAAUUAUGUUGACUCCAUUAAAGCUAGAAGAUUGCCCAAAGAAACAAGAGAAAGAUAAAGCACUCAUCACUAUGUCUGGUUUAAACAAAGCUUUUUGUAAGCCAAGUCUUUUAUACCUCUUAUUAGUUUGUGAGGAGAAUGAAGUAUCUUCACCCUUGUCCAAAGAUGUCAAACCCAUAAUUGAAGAGCUUUGUGAUGUUGUACUUGAAGAGAUACCCCAUGGACUGCCACCAAUGCGAGAUAUUCAGCAUGCCAUUGAUUUCAUCCCUGGUUCUAUAAUUCCAAACAAGCCUGCUUAUCGCAUGAGUCUGCAAGAGCAUAAGAAGUUACAACAUCAACUCAAACAACUUUUAGAAAAAGGCCUGGUAAGAGAAAGCGUUAGCCCUUGUGCUGUUCCUACUUUAUUAGUUCAAAAAAAACGCAACAUGGCGUAUGUGCAUUGA